This is a messenger RNA of Electrophorus electricus (electric eel), 5003 nucleotides long. The record is from RefSeq and is a predicted model, not a curated record. NCBI's taxonomy places the organism in Eukaryota, Metazoa, Chordata, Actinopteri, Gymnotiformes, Gymnotidae.
GUAAAAUUCUAUAUUAACACCUCAGUAACAUUGACUUAACAGAUGGUAGUAAGCGAACGUUACCAUCGGUGUACCGGGACCAGUGUUAGUGCUAGCCAGGCUAACGGCUAAGCUAGUCCGCCUCACUCUGAACGAUGUAGCUAGCUAGUUAGCUCGGCGGCUAACCGUUUGAGAAUAAGCAACCACUGUUACUUGCGUUAGCUGGCUAAUGGGGCUUCAGUGGCUUGCCAGUUUCUCCAGCUCAUCGGAUACAUCAGAUAUAUUCAAAUUGGAUUAAGGUUUUUAAAUUCAUUAUAGGGAGCAUCAUAAAAAAGCAAACAAAGCUGCUUUCUAAUCUAGAUAGCUAUCUUAGCUGGCUAGCUCGACUAGAUUAGCUAGUUAGAUAGCUAACUUGUUGUGGUAGCUAGUCAAGUCAUAUCUCGCUAGCUAGAAAAACCUGCUAACGUGAAACGAAGCCAGCUAACCUAGCCAGCUGCGUUACUCUUGCGGAAUAGCUGUUUUUCUUUUUACUUUUACGAAUAACAAAUGUUUGCUAGCCGUCUUAAGUUAGUUAGCAAGCUAGCUUGAUAGGUGGAGUUGUCAUUUGCUAGCUAACAAAGUACUAACGUAGCCUUUUUUUUUAGCUACGAAUAAUUAAAUCAAGCAAGUUAACAUCUAUGAUAUAUUUAGAAACUACUUGUCCUCCAUCCCUUUAGGACCAGGAGAAUUUACUUUUCUGAUCUUUGGGCAACAUUAAACAGCUCUGUGCGAUAAGUUGGCUAGCUUCCCCCCCAAAAAAAAACUAUCCAACAGAUGUUCAAAAGUCACUGUCUUAUUGUUUAUUGCCAGUAACUAACUAGCCAGCUCAGUUACGUAGUCUGGGCAAUUUGGUUGUGGAUAUGAUUUGAGUAACGAGUCACCACUGAAAAUCCUUCGCAAUAAACAUAACUCGAGCUUAAUUUUAGAAUUUACCUAUUAUAGACAACAAUGCAGUUUUGUAAAGUAACAAUACUGAUGCACAGAACUUUAAGUCCUUAAGAUAUGACCAUUAAGUUUUUCUACCAGGAAGAAAAUUACUUGUUCAGUGCUCAUGACUUCGUAUGUGUUUAUUUAUGCUGUGUUUCAGUUGAAGCUGAGCUCCGUGCUGCGCUGCCAGGCAUGCGGAUCAGGCUGCAGGGCUCAGGCCACGCGGCCCUUCUCCUCUCCGAGCUGAACCGCUGCCGUCUGUCGCGGUUGCUCUGCGACGUAGUCCUGCAGGUGGGAUGCCGCUCCUUCCCUGCACACCGCGCCGUGCUGGCCUGCGCCAGCACCCACUUCAGCAGCUUGUUCUCCAGGGCCUCCUACAGCCAGGGCACCACCCCCCCCACCUUCUCGCUUGACUUCAUCUCCGCCACUAACUUUGAGAAGGUGCUGACGUUCAUUUACACGGGUGAGGUCCUGGCGGACCUGAUCGACGUCGGAGUGCUGUACGAGUUGGCCGAGAGACUGGGCGUGAGGGAGCUGGUGCGUGCCUGCCACACCACCUUCCCAGACAUGAAGAGCUCUGACGGCGAUGGAGAUGGCGAAGUGGGCCCGGCUACCACCACGGCAACCUCGGCGUGCUCCUCCUCUGCCGCGUCCUGCUCCUCUCUGUCGUCUCCUGCCGCUCCCACUCCGGUUGCACCUUCUCCACUGCCUCAUAGCCGGGGGUCCAGGCUGAACCGUGCACACGUGGCCCCUCUCUCCCACUCUCCUAAAGCAGAGGACAACUUCCAUGUGCAUUUGGGUUACAGCCAGCUGGCGGAUAGCAAGCAGGGCCCGUUGGAUAGCCACCCGUCCCAGGCUGCCGAAAUCCUCCCAGGACUCACCCUCCAGCUCAAAACGGAGCAGGAAGAGGAAAAAGUAGACGGGACCGGGGGAGAUGAGGACCAUGCGGUCGUUAGCGGCAACAAACCGCCGCUUCUGGAAGUGUGUUCCGUUCCUGACUCGUCGGCCCAGUCCGGGGGGGAGACGUGCGCCCCCUCGUCCUCCUCCGGGGAUCCCCUGGACGGCCUGCAGCUCAGGACGGUUGAUGGCGAUGCCAGCCUCGACGUGGGCGCAGUCAAAGAAACCGUUCUGUUCGGAGAGGAGGACGACGGGGAGAAGCAGGGCUUGCAAGAGGGGCCGACAGAGGAGGGAGACCAGUGGAGAGCGCUGGCCGGAGACAUAAUCGAGCUGAGCGACGACGAAGAGCAUUACAUCGAGGAAGAGGAAGACGACGAAGAUCUGAUGUGCAUCGAGAACGACGGGAAUGGCGCGUCGGCGAACCUGGGCCAGCUGGUGGCGCCCUCACUGCCAUGCAAAGCCUGCGGCGCCCUGCUGGCGGCGGACAACGGUGUCCUGCGCGCUCAUGCGGAGACGCACCUGUCGGAGACGGGAAGUUGCCGCGUGUGUGGCGCUGCCUUCCCCGACCGCGCGGCCAGCGUCACGCAUGCCCUCACUCACGUGGGCAUCCUGCUUUUCUCCUGCGACAUCUGUGAGCUCCAGUUCUGCACUGAGGCAAAGCUGAUCCGGCACAGGCGCCAGUCGGCAUCGCGGGCCAUCCCCCAGCUGCCCGAUCAGCUGAACAGCACAUCUCAGGGACCUGAAGGAGAACUGCAGUGUGCCGUGUGUGCUAAAUCCAUUUCCAAGGAUUUCAAGGUUGUCAGGGACCAUGUACACAGCCACGUGUGUUUGCGGACCUUGCGCUGCGGCGUGUGCCAGUCACCGCAGCCCUCUCGCUGUGCUCUCUUGUGGCACACUCUGACACACCUCCUCCUCAUUCACUCCUGUCCACAGUGUGCCUGUCCCUUCCUGGAGCGCCCUCUGCUGGACAGACACUUGGCUAUGCACGCUGAGGAAGGAGGGGCACUGGCGAAAGAGGACGAAGGCGGCCAGGAGAGCGCGACGGAUGGACAGGGGGAAUUUCAGUGCUUCCUCUGCCCUCAGACCUUCCGCUCCGACGCAGCCUUCCAUUACCACCUCAGCAUGCACCCCAGUGACUCCCACGGUGUGCAGGCAUGGCCAGCCAAGCGCAAGGCGGACCAGGCCCUGGAGUUCUCCUCCUCCUCCUCCUCCCCUCUGGAGGCAGGUGGCCUGGGCAAGCUGGGCAGCCUGGGCUUCAACAUGGGCCUGGGCUUGGGCAUACCUGACAAAGUGCUCCCUGGGGGCUUGUCCUUCCCCGCCGGUCCCUUGCCGAACGGCGGCCCGUUGGGAGCAGCCUCCGUGGGGGCGGUCCUCAAGCAGAAGUGGUACCGCUGCCGGUACUGCGGAAAGCGCUUUGCGCACUCGGGCGAGUUCACCUACCACCUGCGCAUCCACACGGGCGAGAAGCCCUACCAGUGCAAGGUGUGCCUGCGCUUCUUCCGCGGCCGCUCCACCAUGAUCUGCCACCUGAAGACCCACGCCGGCGCCCUCAUGUACCGCUGCACCGUCUGCGGCCUGUACUUCUCCACCCUCAAGAUGGUCUCCUCGCACAUGGAGCUCCACAAGGAUCACCUGCCUCCGGACUUCAACAUCGAAGAGACAUUCAUGUACAACGACCACUCCAAAGAGCCUCUUCCCAGCGUGGACACCUGAAGUCUCUCACACACACAUAUACACACACACACACACACACACACACACACACACACACACAGACACACACACAUCUCAGGUGCCUGAAGAGUUAGCCCACACAGUCACUGCUUCUGAGGACCAAGUGUCCGUAGACUUAGGUCGUAACUAAAUGUUUUAGCUGUGUGAUUUCAGAACGGAGAUUAUUUUAAAGAAUUGACCUUUUGGAUUUCAGUAGGUACUGUUAUUUCAUUACCACUUGGUGGCAGCAUUUAUUUAUGCUGAGAAGGAUGAGGACAGGCUGUUCUGACUAUUAGUUUAGAAUUACCUCUUGAUAUUCAGUAAAAUCAUCUUGUACUCGAUAUAAGCUAAAAGAAUCGCUGUUACAGAAUGUUAUGACAACAUAUUGUCUCAUUGGUAGUGGUAAUAAGUUGUGGAUUAAAGAAAAGCAGGCCAGGCAGACUACAGCAGUAAGCCCAAGCUAUGAAAGCAGAAGAAAAACAUUUCAUCACCUUCCUGCAGAAGGUGAUUUUUUUUCUAAAUAUUGUUAUUAUUUUUUUUAGUAUCAAAGUGCUUGUGUAUCACAGAAUUAGAAGUGUCUGUUCAUGAUUGCUGUUUGUAUGCUAUAAAUUGAAUAUUGAAUAUUGAGUAUAAAUUGAACACAGAAUGCUCCAAUUGGUCAUUAGUGCAAGGCUGUUUAUGUAUUUCGGUAGGAAAUCACGGAUGGGAAUAACCAAGGGUUAAAAUGAAGUGCAAAUACUGUCCACCAAUCUAACUUAGAGGUACAGCUUCCGCUGAGGAGCAUAUUUUGUGCAAGAUCAGCAUAUUAUAUGUUCUGUUGCUGUUUAUUGUUAAUGUUAAAGAAUGUUGGUAUAGCAGAUUUGGUUGUUUGUGGGGUUGUUGUUUUUGUUUUGUUUUGGGGUUUUUUACGUGUUCGAUUUUUUAAAGAACAUUAAUAAUUGGGAGCAUUCUAAAGAUCCAAAAAUAAACAUGGUCAUAUUUUAACUACAUAAAACAAAAACUUAAAGCAACAAUAAGUAGCAUUGUUAAUCAACAAAAUUGUUGUGAUAUUUGUUGAAAAUAAUUUUACAGUGGAGGGGGUGAAUGUGCUGGUUACAUAGAAGGCAAUAGCAGUGUAAUGACCAGUUGCAGGUCAGUAAUCUCUGACGAGCAUUAAUGUCUGACCAGCAAACCAUGAACAUAAUACCUAUUGCUCCUUUAAAGGGUAACUGUAGCAGUAGGGUGAAGCGUGAUUUCCACGGUAUGUGGUAUUUUUCUAAUGUGAAAAAAUGCCUUAUCAGACAGAUUAAGAUCUGUAAGUAUUUAUUUAUUGUAUUUAUAGAUUUUUAAGUUGCCACAUUAUAUUUUGUAAGGAGUGAUUUCAUUAUGAAUGAACGUGUAUUGUUUUAUUCACAAUUGUAUUUGUUUAGUAAGUGUUCUGAAUAAAAUUAAGAUCAUGUGCACACACA